This is a messenger RNA of Schistosoma rodhaini, 9952 nucleotides long. NCBI's taxonomy places the organism in Eukaryota, Metazoa, Platyhelminthes, Trematoda, Strigeidida, Schistosomatidae. The record is from the annotation of a GenBank genome assembly.
AAUUACGUGACUAUACAUUAACAUUUGAAUUCUAAAUAAUUAUUUCCCUAUGCCAUUAGUUUAUUUUUCUACUAGAAUAUUUAUAUAUUCCACCUAUCGGCAUUUAUAUUACUUAACAUAUGAACGUCUUUUAUAAUUCUCCCAUACCUUUUUAUGAAACUUUCCUGGCAUCAUGAUGUAAAGUAUGUACACCGAUUUUUUGAUGAUUACUAGAAUUAUGUUAAGGUUGUGAGCAGCGGAUGAGAAACCGCGGAAUAAAGUGAAUUCAUGUUAUUGUUCCACAACGUCCAUUGUUCUUGCUUUGCUCAAAUAAAAGAUUAUUUAAUAACUGUAUUUUGAUCAAGUUUAAGCACUACUGAGCUCACUUUUCAACUGAAAGAUCCAUAGAAAUAAACGAAACCACCAAUUAUUUUAUUCGGUAACACAACGAUUCCACUAUCUCGAACAACAGAAAACUGGAAAAAGUAAAGAAAGAACGAAUUUCAUCGUUCGUGUAAAUCAACAAAAUUCAAGCAUGGUACUCACUCGUGUCUGUCCACCAACAACAGUCUUACGUUCACCCAAUAAAACUAACGAUUAUUUACAUGUUAAUCACAAGGGCUACAUUGAAAACAACCACAACAAAAACCAACACCACAAUGUUUAUUUACCAAUUAAACAUAAUUUGAUUGAAAUACUUCCUCAUGAUGGUUAUUGUUUAACUGGAGAUAAGAAAAUACGUUUGAUAUUUAAAAGUUUGAUACAUUUAUUAGAAUUCUAUUUACUUGUUCAAGUAAGUAAUCGUGCAUCAUUCCUUCGUUUACCAUCGGCAAUUUGUCAAGCAAAAACUAUGAACGAACUUGACCAACUUAAUAAACAGGGAAUAAAAUUUUGGAAAUCAAACAAUAAUUGGAAUGUUGACUAUAAACCAUCUUUGAAGAGUCCAUUCUUUCCUAAUCCAAAAUUGUUUACUUCAGAAAAUUCAAUGAAAUCAUCAAUAUUAAGAAAUCAAGAUAGUAAUAUGUCAGUUAAUCAGAUAUCACAACAACAGACACGAGAAUAUCCACGUUGGAGACAAAUGAAUGUCAUUGGUAAUAAGAAAGAUAAUAAACUGACAACAUCGACAACAGCACCACGAAUACGCCCAAGAGCAAGUUCAGUAAAUGAUCGUUCAACACAACAUCAUUAUGAAACAAAAUUAAAACAUAAAGAGAUUGAGAAACCCAUAAAUAUCAAUAAUAAUAAUAAUAAUAAUAAACAUGCAGAUACUUUAUUUAAAACAAUGAAACAAAGAUUAGAUUUUAGAAAUAAUUAUUUACAUAAAACGAUUGAUAAUAAUGGCAAAGUAGAUCGAUUACCACCAGAAAAACAUUCUUGUCAACAGAUUACAAAUAUUCUAUCACCAUCGUCAUCAUCAUCGUCUUCUUCAAGUGUUCCCAUAAUUACUACAACUAUUCAAAAAAUAUCACCUUUAAAUAAAAUUAAUGAAUCAAUUGAAUGUUCUUCUGUUCGAUUAAAUCAAAAUCGACGUCAUCAAAAUGGGGUAUAUGAAGGAGAUGAAAACGAAUUUUGGGACGCUCUUCUGCAAGCUAAAUCUUCAAAUCCAGUUCAAACUGUUGAGACACAGGCAUGGCGUUCAUGGGAUCCGAACCAAAAUACAAAACAUCCUAUGAAUAUAAACAAUACACUCACCGGUGUUAAUACUUCCAUCAUCAUUACCACCACUACUACUGCUACAAAUACCGACACUAAUAGUCAAUCACAACAGGGAAGAUUAUUCACCUCAACUUUUCAUUCGAACAGCACAUCUUGUGAACCAGCAAAAAUGAGUACUCGUAAUAAGGCUAACACUGAGUAUCAUGAUUUAAACUUUCCACUUGAAAUUGUCAACUCACAAGAUAAAAAGCGUCAAUUAAAACAUCAAAUCUCAUUACCAUUAGAUAAAUCCCAUUUGACAUCAGAUGCAUAUGAUAAACAAUUUGUACUUAAAACUCACCAAACGACCAUACAACCUGUAUACAUGAAUUUGGUACAUGAUAGUGUAGCGAAUUCAACCACUAAUACUAUGAAAUGUAAUCCUACUGUACAUACAAGUGAUACCAGUCAUACUACUAAGAAAUGUGUUGGUAGUAUAUGUGACGACUCAAAACUUCCGAAUUACUUUACACGUAUUGUAGAUAAUAAUCAUCAUAAUGAUACUGUGAAUUACCGACACACUGCAACUAAUCCGAUUUAUUCCAGUGGAUUUUUGAAUAAUGAGUUAAGAGUUGACACUAGUUUUAAUUAUUAUGACAGUAAUCAUAAUAAAGAUGAUAAUUCACAGUUUAAUGGGAAAGAAACUGUUAAUAUCGAUAAAACGUUAUCGGAUUAUGAUGCAUUAAUUGAUCAAGAAAUAGGAGGCUAUAAAAAUGCAAGAUAUUCAUUAGAUUUGAAUGAUUUGGCAGCACCUCAAGCAGUUGGACAUGUAUUUGUUAUGAAAGCUACAGCUUAUCCUAUAGAUGAAUAUAAUUUUUCAUCGAAUCCACCAGUUGAUUCUUUAAAUAAUAAUUUCUCUUUAAUUUCACUGAAAUGUUCAACAACAACAUCGACAACAACUACAGUAUCAGGAGCAUGUCGUGCGAAGUUGAUAAAUCAUGAUCAGUUUCUGAAAAAAGACACAUCAUAUCAAGAUAAUCAUGUUUCAGAAACAAUAACCACAACGUCAACAAUAAAUGAUGCAUGUAAACAUAAGAGUAAUAACAAUACAUCCGAACCUAUGCAUACAAUCAAUAAACCAAAAUUAAGACGUGCAUAUUCACUGAGAAAACAAUCAUCAUCAACAUCUAAACGAACACAACCACAUGAAGAUUUAUUAUUGUUUAAUGCAAAUUGGAAUGAGAAUAAUAAUAACACCAACAACAGUUUAGACAAUGAUGGUAAUAAUGACAGUUAUAAUCGUAGGCAUGGAUUAUUGUUUCUAGGGGAAAGUUCAACGUGGUUACGCAAUAACAUAUUGCCUACAGAUAAGAUUGAGAAAAUUACUAGAAUGUAUGAUGAAAACGAAGCGAAUACAACACAUAAACAGAAAGCAGUUAAAACAAUUUCCGACAAUAAUCAUCGACCUACUCAUUCAUCAUCACCACCGUUAUCAUCAAAAGUAGUGAUACAUAAACUGGAUGAAUUAAAAAAUGAUAAAUCCACCUAUAAACCAGUUACUAAUAUUAUUUAUUCAAAAACAAUAAAUAGUCAAAGUAAUCAUCAUUCAGACUUAGAGACUUCAGAUGGUACUGACACAUUUGUAAGUCAUUAUAAUAAUUCCAAGAAAUAUGGUAUACCACAUGAGGAUCAUGCAAUUUGCUUUGAAACUGAUAUGGGAUUAGACAAACAUUAUUUCCAAGAUAUUGAACAAAAUUCAAAACUAAACAAAUUAACCACGUCAACGGCUAUAACAAUGACGAAUAUGACAACAACAGCACCGAUAUUAGAAGCUGUAACAAAACCAGUUAUUUCUGAAUGUCCAACAUUAACUUUGUUGUCUGCUCCAAGGAUAUCACAGCCUCAUGAGAUUUAUCAAAGUGAACAAGAUAUUUGGGAUAAAAGUACAAACAAUCGACAACAACAACAAAAUAAUAAUCAACACCCUUACCGCCAUCAAAUAUCAUCAGAUUCUCAACAAAAAUGUUUAAAGCUUGAAUCUAAUACAUCAUCACCUGGAGCUAGUAGUCGAGCUAGUACUGUAUUUUGUCCACCAUGGGAUACUGCCCCAAUUGGUCCAUAUAUUGCAGAUUUAUUAAAAUUAAACCCACCAUUCUCAUCAACUCUUGAUGAUUUACAACAAUCUCCUAAUACUUAUCAAUCUAACCAUCAUAAUCAUCAUCAUUAUAAUUGCAAUAAUCUUAAUAAUAGUAAAAUUCAUUCACAAUCAGGGAAUACACAUUAUCAACGUAAAUAUUCUGCACGUAAUCGUAGUAAAACAUUGUCUAGUGUUGAACAUCAAUUAUUGAUUGGAAAUUUACUUACAGACUGCAAUAAUAAUUAUUGUACUUCGUCUACUGUGGCAGGGACAGCAACUACUACUGAUAAUUCAGUAACUUCACCUUCAUCACUAUUAAAUAAUAAUAAUAAUAAAAUUGAUAUGUCUAAUCUUUCCAGUCUGUGGGAACAACAACAAAAUCAGUCGAACAAUGGAAAAUUGAAAGAAUUCUCAUCAACAUCACUAGGAAACAUGAAUGAGUUUUUUAAAAGUUUACAGAAUGACUUUUUAACUGAAACAACAACCACAGUAUUGGAAGCAUCAACGACGACACCGACGAUGACAGCAGCAGCAACAACAAAAUCGUUAAUAAUGAAGGAUAAUAGUGAGAAAUUGUCACCACCACUUCCAGUGAGAAGUAAACGUGGACUAAAUGAUCCUAAUUCAUUUGUUAAUGUAUCAAGAACUAAUUUAUUAGAUUACAAAUUACAUUCAUUUAUUGAUUUUACAGAUGAUAUCAGUCCGUACGCUGUAACCGCCUGUCAUCCAUUGAAUUGUAAUGAUAACAAUAAUAACAAUACCAGUACUGAUUUAUUACAAGCAACUCGUGAUUGUAACAAUUCAGCACACGAUUGUUCAUGUAUGACAUUAAGUGAAUUACAAACUUAUUCGUCUCAUACAGCAAGACCGUUGAAUAUUCGUCGUAAUGAUACGAGUUACAAUAUUCAAAGUAAACUUCGUGAUGAUAAUAAUAAUGUUAAUAAAAAUGAAGAUGACAGAAGCAAUAUGAACAUCAAUGCUACUACUAAUACUACCAGUAAUGGUGUCACAAUUGAUAAUCACAAUACCAAUCACAGUGUAACUAAUAAUGCGGAUAGUACUACUAUCGAAGAGUUGAUACCGUAUGAUUAUUCCUUGUCAAAUAAAUCUGUACCUUUAGAUUUCUCCCAGAAUCCGUUUAAUAGUUCAUUGGAUAAUAGUACAAGCCAUGGUAAAAUAUGGCCAGAUAAUUAUGUUUAUGCUCAAGUACUACCAAAACAUUUACGUGAUCAAGGUCAAUUCACUGACAUCAAUUCAUUUGAUCAUACAAUUACAUUUCAGUCAGAUCCAUUCAAUGAUAUGCAACAACUGGAAUUUAACAAUUUAAAAACUCUUGAACAUAAAUCAUUGAAUAAAAAAGAUGAACUAACCGAUAAGGAUUCAUUCACACAACAAUGUAUAGCACCUUUAUCAAUUGCUGAAUCAUUACAAUCUUCAUCAUCUACUAAUUCGUUAGCUUCAUCAUUCGAUUCAAAAACAUCACUUUCUUCAUGGAAUUCUUCAGAAUCUUAUUCACAAAUACCUAGUAAAUCAGAACAAUGUCACAUACCAUUGAAUUCAAAUAUGAACAAUAAAUUAAUUCACUCAUUAUAUACAAAUCAAUCGAAAUUUGAAAAAGCUUCAUUGCUGAAUCAAGAACACCUACAAUAUUCAAAUAAUUUGGAUAAGACAAAUUGGUCUAAUGAUUUACCACAAAAAUCAAAAAGAGUUGGUCGACAUAUUAAGAAAUUUUUUCAUAGAUUAAUGACUAAUCCUAAAAGUCAAAUGGCAGAACAAAUUAAUUUAUUUUUAGAAUGUACAAAAGCAAGCAGUGAUCGUGGCCCAUAUAGAACAAUGCAGUCAAUUCGUCAAUUCAUCAGUGGUAUGACCAAUUAUCUCCUUAAGAAUCCAUAUCUUGGUCUUCCAAAAGCUGUUGAACGAGAGAAAAAGGAGUUAAAUGAAUUCGGAUAUGUAAAUGUUGGUUUUCAUUUAGAGUCAGCUUUACAACGAUAUAUCCUUAAACCAUUACAUUUUCAUGUGAUUAAACAAUUAGAACACGAACAAAUGAAGAACAUGGAUCUCGGUAACUUACAAAUGAAAGUUCGGAAGUUGUGUGAUCCCGAAACUCGAGCAUCAGAUCUUGGAAUACAGGCACCUAUCGCACCACCGAAAGAAUCCCUUAUACAAUAUGUGAUCAAUGUUUAUUCACAUUUAGCGAAUACUUAUUCAGUUCAACGGAAAAUAAAUUAUCUUGUUUCUAUAUUUAAUUAUAUUCGAAAAAGCAUAUACAAUUUGAAAUCGGAUCAAGAAUUAGAUGCAAACUCUUUGAGUACUGAAGAUCUUCAUGCUUACUAUGCUUGGGUUUUCGCUCGAUCUGGCUUACUUCUCACAUCACUUAAUCCAACAAACAACCAUGAAAUUCGAUUACAGACCACUUCACUUACAAACAAUAGUAAUAAUGCCAAUAAAUCAAUAAUCUGUCCAGUCGCAUUACAAGCUGAUUAUCUAGAUGGAGUUUUAAAUACCCCUCAACUAAAUGAUCAAGCAACAGGAAUGAAUGAUUUAUUUGGCUCAUUGUAUUGGAUAUGGAAUGAUAAAAAUGCAUUAUACCAAUCACUUGAAUCUAGUCCAUUGGCACAUCAAAAACUUUUAAACAUGGAACAACCAAAUAUUUCAUCAUAUUCCAUAAAUAAGCAAGAAUCGCAAUUAACUAAUUUAGUAGACGACGUAUAAUACCACCACGUCGAAGAAAAACCGUCACCGGUGUAAAUUUGCCAAAAACACCUAAUAUUGAACAUUCGAAUGAGAUAAAAUCUUCUCCAACCAAAAUACAACAUAAUGUUAAACAUCUGACACAUGAUUCAAGUAUGGAUACUAGACAGUUCUCGAAUCUAUCAAAGCCUCAGUCUAUUUCCCAUUUAACAUUGAACGAAGAUCACUUUUGUCCUGUUCCUCUGAAUCAAAGUAAUAAUAACAAUAAUACACUAUCAAGAUGGCGCCCAUGGAUUGCACAAUCAAACUUGCUGACACAUUCAACGAGUACAUGUCCUCUACCUGUUGCAUCUUCUCUUUCUUCGACCACAAACCUACAAAUGUCUUCAUCUCCUGUUCAUGCCAAUACAGUAAACUGUUUACAAGUAUUAGUAAUGAAUGAAGAAACGAAUCAACUACAGUCGUUAAAUUAUCCAAUAAGGCCAAAUAUGACAGCUAGAGAGCUAAAUAAUCUGAUAGCAUUUCAAAUGAGAAUAUUUGAUUCAAAAGAUUUUGGAUUAUUUGUUUACAUCAAUGGAACAGAAAUUCAACUGGAAGAUGAAUUACGAAUAGCUGAGUUUACUAGUUCAAAUUCAGAUGUUUUAUAUUCAGCACAUAUACUUCCAACAACAACAACAAUGGCCACACCGUCACGUUCACAAACCGGUACACCUAUUUCACUUAAAGACCGUGAAAAAUUUCCAUUCAAAAGUCAUAUUUCUAUCAGUUCACAUUCUGAUUCCACUACUAGUAGUUCAUCUGAGUUCCGAUCGCGAACAGUAUCACAUCGUUCGGGAAAGUCAAAUCGAAAUCGUGCUGCUUGGUGGACAAUGUGUAAAUCGAAUGGCCAGUCAAAGCAUCAGUUAGUAGUGCCAGUUCAAGAUUCAGCUUUUAAAAACACUUUAGAAUAUCAGGAAAAUUCAGGCUUGCAUAAACCAGUGUUAGUUUAUAAACGUAAAUCUGGCUAUUUUGCCUUAUCUGACCGUCUUUUGGGAUCAGGAUUAAAAUUUAUCAAACAACAAAACCUAGAAUUGUCUUCCCCUGAGCAAUCGUAACUGUGUAAAAUAAAUCAAAAGAGUUUCGAAUGAUUUAAAAAUUAUAAUCUCCUGUAAUCAACGGAACUCCCAAAAUUUUCACAUUUCAGGACCCGAAAUGUAUUUCAGAAAAUAUUUCACUGAAUUUAUACUACUUAUAAAUUAAAUCAGUAGUAAAAAGUAACAAAUUAAAAUAUAUUUUACAGACAAAAUGCCUCGAAUCGAUUUAAACAAAUCUUUGCAAUUAUGUGCAUUUAAUCGGACCAGAUUUUUUUUAUUUGUCGUUUAGCUACAAUCAACUAAAUUGUUCAACAAUCUGGUCCAGUAGAUACACGAAUACAUAGCAUUAUUCAUAAUAACAUUUAUUUUGAUUUUAGCUUUCAUUUCAUAAUAUGACUGACUUCACUAAAAAUUUGUGCUUACGAUGCUCUUACUUAUUAAAGCCUAUUUGAAAGUAAACUAAUAAAAUGAUGGCAGUUCUUUCUGUGUAAUCUUUCUUUUUAAAUAAUUUGUUUUCUUCAUAUAUAUACAUAUAUUCUUGUUGGAAGUUAUAAUUAUAAUUUUCCCAUUGAGAUUUUUACUUGCACACGUUACCUGUUAUUAGGAAAACACAGCGUCAGCAUUUCACGGAUGAAUCAUAUGACGUUGAACAUAUUGUUACCUAAUACAAAAAUCUAUUUGGACGAGUACGUAAGUUUACACUGAGGAAAUUAAACUUAAAAUUCCUACAGAAAACAAAAUUAUGUAUAAGACACAAUGAGGAGAAUAUGAUUGAAACUGGUUAACAAGAGCAAAAUGAAAGAAUCCUCUCUAGGCCUAGGUUGCCCAAAAUCAUAAGCAUGAUAUCAUGCACAUCUUAUUGCCACUACUAAAAGGCAUAUUUUACUUUGGUUAAGGUUUCUUAGCCUUAGAAAAUGAUUGGAAUAAAACCUAUGAACUGACAUUUGAAUAUUUUGACUCUUACAAGUAAAAUGAUAGUUGAAACUUCUACAUAACUGAUUCUUCUAGAUUUGAGUCCUCAUAGUUGAGUGCUACAAUUUAAGCUGUAUUAUUCAAGUGAUAAAAAAGGAAUCAGCUUGAUAGAGUUAUAUUAUAGUUUUCUACAGCAUAUUAAACGUCAGGGUAGGUGAUGCUUUCAUAGAUAUUAUCAAUAAAUCUUCUUGAAUUUCGCUCAUGUCCACUACUCAACUUAAAAUCUUUCAGCUUUACACUUUUAUACUUCCUUAAAUUAAAUAUCCUAAAUUAAAUAUCCUAUAAACUUUGUCGAUUUGUUGUUCUUUCCCUUUCUUAUUCAUUUGAGUGGAAAUCUUAGAGAAAAUCAACCUUUAUUAUCAAGGAUUCACCAGUAAAACGUCAGUGAAAUAGAUGAAUUAAUUUUUACAAGUGAAUUUCUUAUUAACAGUAGAGUACAUUUAUAAUCUGUUAAAUUAACGCCACGAUCAAAUCAAAGUCUAAAGGCAAGUGAUAUUUUGUAAACAUAUAGCAUCAGAUGUAGUUUGACAAACUAGCCACUUAAAUACUGAGAUUCCACGUGGUAUGUGCACGGUUUAGAUACUGUGAUGACAUUAAUUGUGUGUAUUAUUCAGUAUAUCAUUCAUAAAGCAUAAUUUGUUUAGACAUUUUCUCCAAAUAAGCGUAGAAAGAAGUAAGAUUUUAUUUAAUUGCACCACAGAUGUGGAACGUUUCACGUUUCUUUGCAUUUAGAUAAUCCAAUUUCUACCACAUUAUUGAAACGAAAUCGUUCUUUUCACUUUUUCUGACUAAGAGAUUGAUAUUUGGGACUAAUUUUGCAAUUUUAUACUAAAAUGUAGAAGUCAUACUACCGUGAACCUCAUUGUUUUGGUAGUACAAUAUGGCCCAAUCGGUCCAAUCAUAUAUGUUUGGAUUUGAUUAAAACUUAUAAAUAUGAUCAGAAUUAAACAUGAUUAUUUAGUGUUGGAGUAUUCUGUACCUCUAAAGAUUUGAAAAGAUUUCGAAUUUACCAAACGUUAUUGAACAAAGUAAAUUAUUGAUGCAGAUUCUACUUUUUUUAUGUCAUAUCAGGUGUUGCAUUUGAAUACUCAAAUACAUGUAUAACUAAAAAAAACUACUUGGGUAGAUAAAUUUGUACUUACAAAAUAAAAAAUGAUGCAACCCAAAUCAGGUAGUACAAUAAGUUAGACGGUCACUCCUUCCACCUGUAACGUAUAUUAUCAAGUGACUGUAAGAGUUUGUUCAGAGGAUUAAGGGGCAUUUUGUUUUAUUAGAAUAACACAAGAAAUGCCCCAGUGAGUUUAUGUUUGAUAUCUUUCUUGGAAUCGUUUCUUUGUUAUACGCAUUCACUUUUAACAUUUUUAUUCUCUAAAGCACAUUUUGCUCUAGUUUUAAUCAAGCUAUUUCAUCACAAUAAUCUGAAUAAUCAUUUUUUUACUAAUUGGAAUCUGAAAAUUGAAUGAGA